UCAAAAAUGGAAACAAAACCGUUGUUGUACCUCGAAGAAUACAAACUGAAGCAGGAUGCCAACGAUUACGGGUUGGCCGACGAGUUUUGGGACUUUGAACGGUUCAAGCAGCAGCUGCAAAUCGUUAUCGUGCGCUAUGAGGAAAACGAUAUGGAGUUCGACAUGAUCGGUGUGAGUCCCGCCAUUGCGAACAUGUUCCGUAGGCUGAUGCUGAGCGAGGUACCGAGCAUGGCGAUCGAGAAGGUGCACAUCUACAACAACACGUCGAUCAUACAGGACGAGGUGCUGGCACACCGGCUGGGACUGAUACCGCUCCGUGCCGAUCCACGGAUGUUCGAGUACAAAGCCAACGAAACGGAUGCUCCCACCGCGCAGGACACUCUCGAAUUUGAGCUGAAAGUGAAAUGCACUCGCAAGAACAAGGACUCCACGGAUGUGACGAGCAACGACAUCAUGUACAAGAACCACAGCAUCUACUCGGGCCAGAUCAAAUGGGUGCCGAUUGGAAAUCAGUCGACCGUGUACAAUGAGGCUGCGGUUGGCCCGAUCGAUGACGACAUUCUCAUCAGUAAAAUGCGCCCCGGACACGAGUUCGACAUCAAGCUGUUUGCCGUGAAGGGAGUUGGCAAGGAUCAUGCAAAGUUCUCGCCGGUGGCAACCGUUUCCUAUCGAUUGUUGCCCGAUAUUAAGCUCAACCGACCGGUUGUGGGGAACGACGCGCGGUUACUACAGAAAUGCUUCUCUCCGGGGGUCAUCGAGAUCGACAAGGAUGACCACGCGUACGUGAAGGAUGCCCGGUACGACAGCUGCAGUCGGAACGUGUAUAGAUACCCACAAAUUUCCGAUGCCGUUACGAUGGCACGCGUCAGAAACCACUUCAUAUUUACGGUGGAAUCGUUGGGAUCGCUCAAGCCGGACGUUAUCUUCGUGGAGGCGGCCAAAGUGCUGAAGAAAAAGUGUCGAAUGUUUUUAGAUGAAAUAAAGGGAAACUGA
Anopheles nili is the source of this 993-nucleotide messenger RNA. It is a transcript of the gene Polr1C, whose product is annotated as DNA-directed RNA polymerases I and III subunit RPAC1. Lineage: Eukaryota; Metazoa; Arthropoda; Insecta; Diptera; Culicidae. The transcript has a single exon. The record is from RefSeq and is a predicted model, not a curated record. Gene Ontology annotation, cellular component: RNA polymerase III complex; RNA polymerase I complex. Gene Ontology annotation, molecular function: protein dimerization activity. Gene Ontology annotation, biological process: DNA-templated transcription. Bases 7 to 993 code for a protein of 328 amino acids.